Messenger RNA from Fraxinus pennsylvanica, 528 nucleotides. Lineage: Eukaryota; Viridiplantae; Streptophyta; Magnoliopsida; Lamiales; Oleaceae. The record is from the annotation of a GenBank genome assembly.
AUGUGGUCAGGUCAAGAUCCUGCAGUAAGAUCUGUAGCAGAGGCUAGUCAAAGAUCCCGGGAAGGCCUUUCAGAUCCAGAUAGAUAUAUACUUAACACAGACGAUGAUACCUUGCCUAAGGAGAUGGCUUAUGAAACUAUGAAGAAGAGGGUAAUGGAGGCUGCAAGAUUAAUUUUCAGCCCCGAGUUCAUGAAUCGUGUCGACAAUCCAGCUCUUGACCUCAAACAGAUUAGCAGUAUUGUCAUGUUACAGUUGGCACCAGUUGGCUCUGGAUCUAGGAAACAGUUAUCUAUGGCUCAGAUUCUCGAUAGAGUCCGAGCCAUCUCAGGCCAACCACCACCAAUAGAUCCGCCACCUGAUUUCAAGGUCAGGUGUUUAAAGAUACCUGCUGAUCCCGGUGAACCUCCGAUGGCAUCCUUUGAACUGUGUAAUAACCCUGACCAGCUGGUCCACUCAUCGGUCUCAUCAUCGGGGUAUGGUACACACCCGCAGGAGCUGGAAUCGUGUAAACUGGCUGUUCUGUGUUGA